CAUGCCUUAUGAGUGUAUAAACUCCGGUCACGGUGAGCGCCUGGCAUCGACUUGAAAGGUCGCAUCGCGAAAUUAGUUCUUGAAACCCGCCUACCAACCACCUGACACCAUACGAAUUGACCCUCCCAUUUCAUGGAUAGCGCGGGCUGGCAUGCUCAACGCAGAGCCCGUAAGGAUGCGCAUUAUUUCUCCGAAGUCCAGAGAGGGCCAGACGGGAUAUAUGUGCCUGUAGAAGAGAUUGACCCACUUCCUGAUGAGAGUUGGCUCGCUCAGAGUCAGGCUGGCUUUCGCGUACCACCCCCGACUUCUGGUACUCUGACGCCUCGCAUGACGGAACCUGCGUCUGAUGAUACCCCUAGUGACUUUACAUCUCAAAUUUCUGGGACAUUGAACCUCGAAACUUCUUGUGACGCUGGCGCCUUUGGCGUGGUGCAUCGGCGUACCAUCCAGUCCAGCAAAGGCACGAUGGAGGUCGCAGUGAAGGUGUUCAAGAUCGAUGCCGGAAAAGAAAUGGAAAGAAUUAACAAAGGAAUACAUCGAGAAACCAAGGUGUGGCUUCGACUGAAACACGCGACCAUCGUGCCACUACUCGGCACUGCAAACGUUGACUCUCCAUUUCCGGCUCUCGUUUCACAAUGGAUGCCAUUUGGGACAUUAUAUGUCUACCUCGAGAAAGCUACAACCCUUACCGUUUCCGUUAGAGAUGGCUUGGCCAAGGGUGUCGCUGAAGGUCUGAAAUAUCGUUCGUUGAUUCCCAUCAUCUCGUUAUUUUGAUUCUUGAUUCCUGUCCUGGCAGUUCACUCAGAGAAUGUCGUUCAUGGUGACCUUCAUCCUGCGAAUGUGCUCAUAGAUGGUUCGGGGAGUCCGCGUCUCACUGAUUUUGGUCUCGCGGCAGUCCCAGGAGACGCAGACCUGCAAUUGUCCACGAUGACUGCGACCCGCACUUUAGAU
This is a messenger RNA of Suillus paluster, 951 nucleotides long. RefSeq lists its product as uncharacterized. The transcript is spliced from 7 exons. Gene Ontology annotation, molecular function: ATP binding; protein kinase activity. Bases 133 to 774 code for a protein of 213 amino acids. The record is from RefSeq and is a predicted model, not a curated record. Lineage: Eukaryota; Fungi; Basidiomycota; Agaricomycetes; Boletales; Suillaceae. Gene Ontology annotation, biological process: protein phosphorylation.